Astyanax mexicanus (Mexican tetra) is the source of this 3384-nucleotide messenger RNA. RefSeq lists its product as uncharacterized. The transcript is spliced from 19 exons. Gene Ontology annotation, molecular function: RNA binding; zinc ion binding. The record is from RefSeq and is a predicted model, not a curated record. NCBI's taxonomy places the organism in Eukaryota, Metazoa, Chordata, Actinopteri, Characiformes, Acestrorhamphidae. The coding region runs from base 159 to 2993 and encodes 944 amino acids. Gene Ontology annotation, cellular component: nucleus.
GCUUUUCGGCCCAGUGACAAAAAAUGGCGAAGAAAGGAUUUGCGGGCGAAUUUUAGUUUCCUACAUCAGAAAGCAGCGAUUCAUCGAUUAUAUUUUGGGAGUAAGAGCUGUGAGAAGGUUUCUUCUCCGCUUGGGUCUCCUCUGGACGCUGUGUGAAGAUGGACGGUGGUUCGGGUGACGGCCCGGCGGCUCAGAGUCUCUACGCCGCUCUGGGACUGUCUCCGGAGGACGUGGAGGCGCUGGCCCAGAUCCCCGAGAGCGAGAUCAGCGUGGAGACCCUGCCGCACCUCAUCAUGCAGCUCAAAGCCAAGAGAGCCGAGACAGCAGCCGCCUCGGCCAUCACAGACCCCGCCACCGACCUCACAGACAAGGCCGAGACCACGCCCACGGAGGCGGAGCCUAAACCGGCCGACUCGGAGACGACGGAGAGGGAUAAAGAGAAGCGAGCGAGUCCUCCCUCCUCCAGCGCACCGCGGCGCUCUUCUGAAGGCCACUCCUCCAACCACGACCAUGAGCACCACGGGAAGGGAGACGGGUACCGGCGGACAGACAGACCGGGACCGGCGGGGAGGAGGGACUCCAGACACGGGAAGUCGUCCAGAGAGAGACAGACGGGGGACGGGGGGGAUGCAGAGCUGGACGAUAACCCCACGGUUUUCCCCCACGUCUGUUCACUCUGCAAGGUCAAAAUCAACGAAGCCAAGGCGUGGAGCGCUCAUCUCCGAGGAGCCCGGCACACAGAAGCCAGAAAGGAGCACUCGCGUUUCUCACAUUCAGAAGAUGACUCGCACUCGUCACGGCGAAGUUCUCGCUCAUCGUUACCCAGUAAAAGGUCCUACAGUUCUGAAAGGAACACGGGAGACAUGUCCUCAACUUCCGACCGACAUUUUCCUCAUUAUAUGCCCUUCACAAGGGUGGUCGUAGCCAAAUUUCCGCGGGGCUGUGUCGCUGUGGCCGACAUGCUGGCGCUCGGGAAGCCGUUUGGAACCAUCGUGAAGCAUCUGAUAUUUCCUUUUAAGGGAUUUCUGGAGUUCAGCUCUCAUGGAGAGGCGAAGGACAUGGUCAAUCACUACCACACUAAACCCGCCUUCAUCAAGGGUCAUCGAAUCAGCCUCUGCUUAUCUCCGUCUGUGGAGGUCAUUCAUCCGCCGGAGGUGUACGAGCCGGGGGCGAAGCGUAUGAAGGCUCAGACGGUGGUGUGUUUCUCCCGGCUGCCGGUGGGGAAGGAGACGGAGGAGGAGGUUUUGGACAUCGCUGCGAUGUUCGGAGAUGUGCGUCAAUCAAAGUUUACAGAAGACAGGGCUCUGAUAGAGAUGGUGGACUGGAGGGAUGCAGAUAUCAUGGUGAAAUAUUACCACACAAACCCUCUGAGGAUUCAGGAGAAGAGCAUCAAGGUGUCUCUGUCCUCCCUCUCCAGUUUACGUGACAGCAGCCCUGAUCAUUCUUCAUCCAAGAAGUCAGACUCCAGCAAGAGCCACAGCAGCAGCAGCAGCAGAGCGAAGAACGAGUCCUCCUCUUCCUCCAAGAGCACGUCCCAGUCCAGCAGCAAAGACAAGAGCAAGAGCUCCACCAAAGAGCCGCCGGCCACCGAGCCCAGGCUGGAGAAGGAGGGAGAGGAGGGAGAGAAGGAGAAGGAGGAGCAGAAGGAGGUGGAGAAGGAGGAGAAAGAGGUGGAGAAAGAGGUGAAGGAGGGAGAGGAGGUGGAGAAGACCGAGGAAGAGCAGAAGGAUGAAUCGGGGCCGGCAGAUGCAGAGGCUGCGGAGGGCGCUGACGUGUCGAUGGAGGAGGCGGAGCUUAAGGAAGGAGGGGUCGGGGCGGAGGGGGCGGAGUCUAAAGAAGAGAAGCAGGGAGAGGAGGAGCGAGCGCCAGCAGAAAAAGAGGAGAACAAAGCAGAUAAAACACCUGAGGAGGACAUGGAGGAUGCUCAGGACGACCUGGACGACUUUCCAGAGAACAUGGACGACUUUGUCACCUUGGAUGAGCUGGACACGUAUGGUACAAAGCGCUCCAAAGAAGGUAAGGUGGUGGUGGUGAGGCCCAUCAGGAAGGAGUUCAGAGAGGCCAGUAAGAAAGCUGUGAGGGAGGCUCUGUACAAGAUGGCCGCCCCUUUCGGCAAGGUGGUCAACUUCGCCAUAUCCUUCUACAGACACGAGGCUCUGAUUGAACUGGAAACGGUGGAGAACGCUCAUGAAAUGGUCAAUUUCUACAAAAACAGCAAGAAGUCCAAACUGGUGGGCAGACCGGUGUCUGUCUCUAUUUCCUCAGCCUUCAACACAAUCGAGGGUCCUAGUGGGAGGUCGUUGUUUAUCAGCAUGCUCCCGUCCUUCAAAUACUCCAUCAUGUCCCUCCUCAGACUGGCUCAGCCUUUUGGGAGAAUCACAGCGUACUGCUCCAACAGGAUGUACGGAACGUGUUAUAUCCAAAUGGAGAAGAGAGAAGGAGCUGAGAAAAUGCUCCACAAGUACAGCCGCCGGCCUCUCAAAUUUUACGGCUCCGUGCUGAAGAUCACCAUGUGCAGGAAAGGAGAUUCACUGAUACCGUGGACGACUGCGGAUAAAUUUGAGCGAUGGUGUGAGACAAUGGGAAUUAAAUCACACAGAGACGGAGAGAGCAGGGGACAGAACGGCCAAACGUCCAGAAACAGCACAGGAGAGGACCGCCACAGCCCCGUGUCGAACUGUGAGGGUGUGGGUGGAGAUCCAGGGCGAGAGGGAGGAGACUCUGAGGAGGAGGAGAAGAGCCAGAGUCCACUCGGUCCGUAUCAACCCGACAACCCCGUGGGUCUAGACUACGUCGUCCCCAGAAGCGGCUUCUUCUGUAAGCUGUGCAACAUCUUCUACACAGACGAGAAAAGGGCCAAAUCAGAGCACUGCAGCAGCCUGGAGCACUACAACAUGCUGAAGCGGAAGCGUGGAGAGGUAGAGGAGGAGAAGGAGGAGCAGCAGCAGACAGAAGAACCCGCACAAGAAAAAGAACAGACGCCGGAUGAAUGAGAGAGAAAGAGAGGGAUGGAUGGAUGGAUGAACGUAUGGAAGAGAUAGAUGUGCAGCCUCGUGCCAAGAGGAUUAAUUUCACUGCAGUCUCUGAUACUUUCGUUUUUUCUUUUUUAAAUACAAAAAAAAAACAUUCCAGUCUUCGUGUGUCCGUCUUCAUUUUGUUCGAGAUGACCUGCUUCGUUUCUGAAACAUCCCAGGAGGGGAGGAUGGAGGCGCCGGAGCGAGAGCGCGAGAGAGAGAGAGAGAGAGAGAGAGAGAGAGAGAGAGAGAGAGAGAGAGAUCAUGGUGUCGUUACAGAUUAGUGUUUUAUGUGGUAAGGUGUGAACAGGUUAGAAGUGUACAGUCUGUAGCCUCUUAUAAAAUAAACUCAAGUCUGUUUGAUUAAAAA